Penicillium angulare is the source of this 504-nucleotide messenger RNA. RefSeq lists its product as uncharacterized. Lineage: Eukaryota; Fungi; Ascomycota; Eurotiomycetes; Eurotiales; Aspergillaceae. The transcript has a single exon. Bases 1 to 504 code for a protein of 167 amino acids. The record is from RefSeq and is a predicted model, not a curated record.
AUGGAAGUCACAUACGGAGCAGCUCUCCAUCUGAUGAUGGCCAAAACGCUCUUCGCACACGCAAUUGAGGGCGAAGAGUAUGGCGAAAAGGCACAUUCCAUACUGGAUGAGAUGAUCUCAAAGGGGAACAGACUCGCAUCUUCUCGAAAGAUAGAGCUCACGCAUCUGGAAGGGUUAUUUAAUGAGCUGGCGGUCCGAAUAAAGCAAUAUGGCUUGCAGGAACUACUCCUUACAACUCCAGAUCACAUCGACCAGGAAGCAAAUAUGCAACAGCAGCCUAACUUUCAUCAUUUAAGUCACAUGGAUGAAUCAGCAGCGCAUCUUCAUAGCCCUGAUACAUACGAUAUGCAUGGUUAUCAACAGGCUCCGCGGAUGCCUAAUGGGGUCGAGCUGUUGGAUGAUAUCGGAAUCUCUUCAUAUGAGUUCCUAUCCAUUAUUGAACAGAUUGGGGCAGACAAUAGCGUGUUGGACCCUACGGCGUCGCCAAUACAGGGCAUUGAGUAG